GAGUGGGCAUGGCACUGAGUGGCUGAGGCCAUCACUGGUGGCCUUGGUGCUUAGAGAAGCAGGAAGAGUGGGCAUGGCACUGAGUGGCUGAGGCCAUCACUGGUGGCCUUGGUGCUUAGAGAAGCAGGAAGAGUGGGCAUGGCACUGAGUGGCUGAGGCCAUCACUGGUGGCCUUGGUGCUUAGAGAGGCAGGAAGAGUGGGCAUGGCACUGAGUGGCUGAGGCCAUCACUGGUGGCCUUGGUGCUUAGAGAGGCAGGAAGAGUGGGCAUGGCACUGAGUGGCUGAGGCCAUCACUGGUGGCCUUGGUGCUUAGGCAGAAAGAGAGGGCAUGGUGCAGGGUGCUGAGGCCGUCUGUGGCUGCCUUGGUGGGGCUUACUGAGUUCUAGUGGAAGCAAGGUGCCAGGGCAGGGCUGGCACAUGGAGGGCUCUGAAGGCCAUGUGUAUCGUCUGAAGUGAGGGGAACCCGUGGUAGCUAAAGGGAGUGCACUAGACAGCCCGAGGUGCGCCACAUUCCUGCUUUAGGGGCUGGAGGGGAACCCGUGGUAGCUAAAGGGAGUGCACUAGCCAGCCCCAGGUGUGCCACAUUCCCGCUCUAGGGGCUGGAGGGGAACCCGUGGUAGCUAAAGGGAGUGCACUAGCCAGCCCCAGAUGUGCUACAUUCCCGCUCUAGGGGCUGGAGGGGAACCCGUGGUAGCUAAAGGGAGUGCACUAGCCAGCCCCAGGUGUGCCACAUUCCCACUCUAGGGGCUGGAGGGGAACCCGUGGUAGCUAAAGGGAGUGCACUAGCCAGCCCCAGGUGUGCUACAUUCCCGCUCUAGGGGCUGGAGGGGAAACCGUGGUAGCUAAAGGGAGUGCACUAGCCAGCCCCAGGUGUGCCACAUUCCUGCUCUAGGGGCUGGUCUGGCGGCAUGGCUCUCUCCUGAGUGCCUUCAGAGCCUGAGUGCCAGCAGGCAGGCGUCUCCUGCCCAGUGGGUUUGGUAAGAUAUAUUUCAGAAAGCAUCCACCACACUAAAACAUGCUUAUUGCAGGAACCAUGGGGGAGACCAAAGGGCCUAGAGCAUUGAGAACCUCUGACCAUUAGUGUUAACAGGAAGGCAGCCUGUUCCCCUAGCUGGGGAGCGGGGUGUGUGUGGCAGGAAGCCCGUGCGUCUGUGCCUCUUUGGAGCUGUGGGUUGGUUGUGUGGACGCCAGCUGUGUGGUCCCCAGCCUCACUGAGCCUGAGUUUCCAUACUAGCGGCGGGAGAUGGGACUAGAGGGUCUCCAAGGCUCCCUGAAGCUCUGUGAUUCUGCUUCUCUGAGUCUUGACCGCAGGGCUUUGUUGUUCGCGGGGGUCACAGCUCUCAUGGCUGCAGCUAGCGUGACCCCCCCUGGCUCCCUGGAGUUGCUACAGCCCGGCUUCUCCAAGACCCUCCUGGGGACCAAGCUGGAAGCCAAGUACCUGUGCUCCGCCUGCAGAAACGUCCUCCGCAGGCCCUUCCAGGCGCAGUGUGGCCACCGGUACUGCUCCUUCUGCCUGGCCAGCAUCCUCAGCUCUGGGCCUCAGAACUGUGCUGCCUGUGUUCACGAGGGCAUAUAUGAAGAAGGCAUUUCUAUUUUAGAAAGCAGUUCGGCCUUCCCAGAUAAUGCUGCCCGCAGGGAGGUGGAGAGCCUGCCGGCCGUCUGUCCCAGUGAUGGAUGCACCUGGAAGGGGACCCUGAAAGAAUACGAGAGCUGCCACGAGGGCCGCUGCCCGCUCAUGCUGACCGAAUGUCCCGCGUGCAAAGGCCUGGUCCGCCUUGGUGAAAAGGAGCGCCACCUGGAGCACGAGUGCCCGGAGAGAAGCCUGAGCUGCCGGCAUUGCCGGGCGCCCUGCUGCGGAGCAGACGUGAAGGCGCACCACGAGGUCUGCCCCAAGUUUCCCUUAACUUGUGACGGCUGCGGCAAGAAGAAGAUCCCCCGGGAGAAGUUUCAGGACCACGUCAAGACUUGUGGCAAGUGUCGAGUCCCUUGCAGAUUCCACGCCAUCGGCUGCCUCGAGACGGUAGAGGGUGAGAAACAGCAGGAGCACGAGGCGCAGUGGCUGCGGGAGCACCUGGCCAUGCUACUGAGCUCGGUGCUGGAGGCAAAGCCCCUCUCGGGAGACCAGAGCCACGCGGGGUCAGAGCUCCUGCAGAGGUGCGAGAGCCUGGAGAAGAAGACGGCCACUUUUGAGAACAUUGUCUGUGUCCUGAACCGGGAGGUAGAGAGGGUGGCCAUGACUGCCGAGGCCUGCAGCCGGCAGCACCGGCUGGACCAAGACAAGAUUGAAGCCCUGAGUAGCAAGGUGCAGCAGCUGGAGAGGAGCAUUGGCCUCAAGGACCUGGCGAUGGCUGACUUGGAGCAGAAGGUCUUGGAGAUGGAGGCAUCCACCUACGAUGGGGUCUUCAUCUGGAAGAUCUCAGACUUCGCCAGGAAGCGCCAGGAAGCUGUGGCUGGCCGCACACCUGCCAUCUUCUCCCCAGCCUUCUACACCAGCAGGUACGGCUACAAGAUGUGUCUGCGUAUCUACCUGAACGGCGAUGGCACCGGGCGAGGAACACACCUGUCCCUCUUCUUUGUGGUGAUGAAGGGCCCGAAUGACGCCCUGCUGCGGUGGCCCUUCAACCAGAAGGUGACCUUAAUGCUGCUCGACCAGAAUAACCGGGAGCACGUGAUUGACGCCUUCAGGCCCGACGUGACUUCAUCCUCUUUUCAGAGGCCAGUCAACGACAUGAACAUCGCAAGCGGCUGCCCCCUCUUCUGCCCCGUCUCCAAGAUGGAGGCAAAGAAUUCCUACGUGCGGGACGAUGCCAUCUUCAUCAAGGCCAUUGUGGACCUGACAGGGCUCUAACUGCCCCCUACUGGUGUCUGGGGGUUGGGGGCAGCCAGGCACAGCCGGCUCACAGAGGGGCCACCACGCUGGGCCAGGGUCUCACUGUACAAGUGGGCAGGGGCCGCGCUUGGGCGCUUGGGAGGGUGUCGGCCUGCAGCCAAGUUCACUGUCACGGGGGAAGGAGCCACCAGCCAGUCCUCAGAUUUCAGAGACUGCGGAGGGGCCUGGCAGACGGGCUUAGCCAAGGGCUGUGGUGGCAUUGGCCGAGGGUCUUCAGGUGCUUCCCAGCACAAGCUGCCCUUGCUGUCCUGUGCAGUGAAGGGAGAGGCCCUGGGUGGGGACACUCAGAGUGGGAGCACAUUCCAGCAGUGCCCACGUAGCAGGAGCGCGGUGGAUGGCCUUGUGUCCCUCGGGCAUGACGGGCAGAAACGAGGGCUGCUCCAGGAGAGGGGCCUCCUGCUGGCCAGAGCAAGGAAGGCCGAGCAGCUUGGUUCUCCCCUCUGGCCCCUGGAGAGAAGGGAGCGUUCCUAGACCCCUGGGUGCUUGUCUGCACAGAGCUCUGGUCUGUGCCACCUUGGCCAGGCUGGCUGUGGGAGAGGGUCUGGUCCCACGCUGCCUCUGCUCAGACCACUGUGUGGGAGGUGCACAGCACAGCCUGUGGGUAAAGUGUGAGAGCUUGCCAUUCAGCUCACGAGACAGAGUUAUUAAACCAUUCAAAUCUC
Pan troglodytes (chimpanzee) is the source of this 3553-nucleotide messenger RNA. It is a transcript of the gene TRAF2, whose product is annotated as TNF receptor associated factor 2. Gene Ontology annotation, biological process: protein autoubiquitination; regulation of apoptotic process; tumor necrosis factor-mediated signaling pathway. The coding region runs from base 1245 to 2849 and encodes 534 amino acids. Lineage: Eukaryota; Metazoa; Chordata; Mammalia; Primates; Hominidae. The record is from RefSeq and is a predicted model, not a curated record. The transcript is spliced from 11 exons. Gene Ontology annotation, cellular component: plasma membrane signaling receptor complex; cytosol; cytoplasmic side of plasma membrane. Gene Ontology annotation, molecular function: tumor necrosis factor receptor binding; ubiquitin-protein transferase activity; zinc ion binding.